AUGGUUGGUGAUUUGAUAAUUGUCGUGAAGAGAAGUCGGAAACAAAAUCAAAGAAAUACCGUGAGAAAUGACAACAUGUCAGUCACUCCCCCAUUUAAUGCAAGCAUGAAUGAUACGCAGGCAUUCAAUGGAACCAUGAAGGGGGGACCUUCUGAUUUGUGGUCCCUAAUCAUAGAGAUACCAUCCAUCAAAGUCAAACGGGCCCACGCAGGAGUGAGAAAAAGAGAAUCAGAGGUGAAUAUACCAUACCAUGCAUGCAACAGAAAUCGGAUUCUGAGGACUAUGAAGCUUGCCAUAUACAAGAGGGGCCAUCCAAGUGUCUUCAGAGCAGUUGUAGGAAGUCCAUAUCCAUGUGCAUACUACUUCAUCUGUUCAUCUGUUUCAACCUCCGUUAAGUUAAAUGUUGACGGAAAUUUCAUGCCAAGAAGUGAUUAUAUGGGAAUGAGAGGGGUUAGAUGGGUUGUGGAGUUUUCUUUAAAGAUGGAUCCGUGGAUCAUAUCUUGGCAGAAAAUAAUCAGUUGA
Sphenostylis stenocarpa is the source of this 522-nucleotide messenger RNA. NCBI's taxonomy places the organism in Eukaryota, Viridiplantae, Streptophyta, Magnoliopsida, Fabales, Fabaceae. The record is from the annotation of a GenBank genome assembly.